AUGGACCCGGUAGACUUCCUUGGCAUCAGCGCGAAGGAUAUCGAGCCCUUGCCGCAUCUUCCCAGACUAUUCCAGGCGACCGAACGAGACCUACGCCAGCCGACUGAGGCUCUACAACAGACCCGGAAAGCGGAAUUGGAAUCCCUCUCGAAUACUUUGGAUUUCACCUGGACUGUUCCGGACUGCCGCCCGAAUACCCUGGAGACUCGGGAUUGCAUGAGAAGAGAGGUUGAGAGAUUCAAGGAAUACUUCGCAAGACUGUACAGGAACCAGUCUAUUCUCCCCAAGGAGAGACGCGGAGAAAGCGAUGUACGGCAUGCAACUAGGCCGAUGUCUCUUCCUAGCGGAAAGUUCUCUCAGGAGAUGCACUCCUCGCUCGGAAAAGAGAUUUCCCAGAUAUUGAUGGCAUCCUGCCAGGAACACGAUCGACACAACAUGGGACACGGUGGAUACAUGGCCGCUUUCUCCCGAGGACGAAUCAAACCUACGCUUUUUCAGGGAGCAAGACGGGAACCGAGUCCUACUAAGUGUCUUGAUCCUGAAAAGGGGAUUAGACAGCACGGCCUGUAUCCCAAUCGGCACGAAGACGCGAACCCUUUCGAAGAAAAUAACCAGAGGAUCUCAAAGGGCGGGCCACAGACGCUCUUUGAGUUGACACUGUGGUCCUCUUCGUCGGCAUCUUGUUGGAUGAUGGAACGACUUGCUCGGCCAGACGCGAACCCUUCGGCAGCUGUGUUCGUGGCUGUAAUAUGGACCUACACUGCUUCGAUUGGAACGAGCUACUUUAUUCAUUCUGGCAGCCGAGGCGUCGAUCUUUGGAUUCUUUGUGGAGGUCUUUGCGGACUGGUUUGUGGCUGGAUGAUGGAUUGGACUCUGGUGGAGAUUAUCUUCCGUCUACUCCCCGGGGCCAUUCUCUUCGCCUUCUGGCUCGGUGUGCACUGGGCCCCAGAACGACAGCUUUCUGGGCACCCUGUUGAGUAA
This is a messenger RNA of Fusarium vanettenii 77-13-4, 981 nucleotides long. RefSeq lists its product as uncharacterized. The record is from RefSeq and is a predicted model, not a curated record. The coding region runs from base 1 to 981 and encodes 326 amino acids. NCBI's taxonomy places the organism in Eukaryota, Fungi, Ascomycota, Sordariomycetes, Hypocreales, Nectriaceae. The transcript is spliced from 2 exons.